AUGAAUAAGGAGGGAAAAGAGAGUUGGGAGCCGAGAGUGGGGUUCGGAGGUCACCGGAGGGAAGUGUGCGACGUGGCGUGGGAAGGAAAGGGAAGGUAUCUCCUGUCCACCGGCCUGGAUCAGACGACUCGCCUUCACGCUCCCUGGGUUCGAGAUUCGCACGCGCCGCGGAGGACGUGGCACGAGAUGGCGAGGCCGCAGAUUCACGGCUACGAUAUCUUCUGCAUCGCCUCGAUCUCCCCGACGACGUUCGUGACUGGGGCGGAGGAGAAACCGGCUCGGGCUUUCUCUGCCCCCCGCGACUUCCUCUUCAACUUCCGUCAUCUCUCCGGAGUGGAGCUCGUCGAGGAGAAAGAAGAUGCAUCGAAAGGAGCGCUCGGAGCAUCGGUCCCAGCCUUGGGUCUAUCGAACAAAGCAGUCUACUCGACGGACCUGGAGAAGGACCCCGACCGGAGCGGAUCCCGCAUGGACUCGUUCCCUCAAUAUCACUACCAACCCGUCAGCCUCACAGAACCACCCGUGGAGGAAGUUCUGUUGCAGAAUACGCUGUGGCCGGAAGUGCAGAAGCUCUACGGUCACCCGUACGAGAUUUUCGCAUUGGCCUCUUCGCACGAUGGCAAGAUUCUUGCAUCCGCCUUCCCAACCUCCUCACGCUCGAAUCCUUCUCUGGUUCGUCCUUUCUCUUACGCUCUGGUCGUGCCCACCGUCUCGUGCACGACCUCGAUGACGACGACGUCGCGUGCGGUCCUCAGGGAGACGGAGACGUGGUCGCAGGUGGAUGCCCUCGACGGACACGGACUCACCGUCACCCAGCUGGCGUUCUCCCCCUCGGACGAAUUCCUCCUCUCCGUCUCUCGGGAUCGGACCUGGGUUCUCUUCCGUCGAACGGGUACGAGAUCUCCGCUUUCCUCCUUUUCCUUCUUUACCGUUUCCGGAUCACGUGCCUCUGUCCGAUCCCCGAUAGAGACGGGGACGUACAGCCGCGCGAGAUCGAGGAAGGGGCAUUCUCGCAUCGUCUGGACUUGCGCAUGGACUCCGGACUCCUCUUACUUUCUGACGGGAUCCCGAGACCAGAGGGUCUCGGCCUGGCGAGCCCCGAGUCCAAGCGCCCCCGAAGAGGACGACGAGGACGAGGCGGUGGAGACGCUGCAAUUGGAGGCUCCCGUCACGGCCCUCGACGUGGCUCUCCGAAAGGGAACCCCCUAUCUCGUGGCCUUGGGCACCGAAACGGGUAAAAUCCACUUGGUUCUUCUUCGAGUCCCGGAGUCGGAGGAAUCGAAGUCGAAAUGCAGCUGGGAGAUGCUGAAAACCCUUCCGGCGCGACAAGGACACGGUUUAGCAGUGAAGAGAGUCCGGUGGCGACCGAUCCGAGAGGACUCCGACGCGGACGUGCUCCACCUGGCCACGUGCGGUUCCGAUCACGGAAUGAAGAUCCUCGUCGUCCGCUUCCGCUCGGCCCACGUACGCCCGAAUUAAACGGUGGAUCCAUUCCGAACCGAUGCCGGACGUUUUCUCUCGCUUCCCUCUGCAUCCGUGCACGACGGCGUGGGAGUCACAGAUUCCGUCGUGCGUUCGACGAGAGAAGACGCGACGCGAAAUCGUCCUCGGAUCCGAGUCGCGACGGAUCCCCGUCUCCGUCCGCACCCGACGAUAUCUCUCUUUUUCUUUCCCACCUGUUUCCCACCCGUCAUAAAGCGAUCACGAUCCG
Darwinula stevensoni is the source of this 1708-nucleotide messenger RNA. NCBI's taxonomy places the organism in Eukaryota, Metazoa, Arthropoda, Ostracoda, Podocopida, Darwinulidae. The record is from the annotation of a GenBank genome assembly.